ACCAUGUCGGAGCCUUUAGGUUGGUGCGUUGAAGCCGUUCGAAUUUCAACCGAACCUAAUUUAUCUCGGGCUUUAUUAGCUUUACGAACCCGUCAUACAAGGCGUCCGGGUGGAGCAAUUCGUUUUCGUGAAAGAGGUGGUUUGGGACCUUUAUUAGAAUUAUUAGGACCGGAAAGGCCUCGUCGUACGCUCGAUUUAGCUCUUAGCGUUUUAGGUAAUUGUUGUACCGAAACCGGGUGUCGAAAACAAGCCCGGCGCCUGGGUGGUGUGCCCCGGCUCGUGGCCCUCCUGUCCUCUCCGGGUCCCGAGAGCGUGCAGAACCGUGCGGCCCGCGCCCUCGCCAACUUGGCGCUGGAACCCGACGGCGCUCGCGACGUCCUCGAUGCCGGCGCCGGUCCCCUCCUGGUCUCCCUGGCUGCUUCCUGCGGCACCCCCGAAUGCCUCCACAGCGCCGCCCGCGCCCUUCGCAUUUUGGGGGCCGCUCCCGCUCCCCGUCGCGCGUUGGGUCGAGCCGGAGCCGUCCGAGCCCUCGCUUCUCGUUUGGCUUCCCUCUCUCCGACUCAUCCCGCCUGCCCGGCUCUCGUCCGAGCUCUUCGCGGUCUCACCGAUCAUCCCGACCCUUCGGCCGACGACGUCGCCCCGGCGUUACCGGUUUUGACCGUUUUAGCCGCUCACGCCAAACGCGAUCGCCGACAACCCGCUUUGGGAACCAUCGCCAACGCUUGCGCCCGCGCUCCUCUCCGUCCGGCUUUAGGCGCCGCCGGGGCGGUCGAAGCCGUAACCGAAGAGGUGAGGAGAACGUUAACGUCUUCCGACGUCGCCGGCGCUACCGUAGCCGUCCGGGCGUUGUGUUUGUUAUGCCGGGAAGCCGUUAACCGGGCGAGGGUACGAGCGGCCGGAGGUUUGGGGCUUCUCCUGCGCCUCUUGGCCGAAUCUCGCGCCCGGCCGUGGCGUCUCCGCGUUCUCCUGGCUUUGGCCGCCUUUGCCUACGACCAGGAGGCGUUGGCGGCCAUGGAGGCUCGGGGGCUCGUCCCUUUGCUCGCCGACGUGUUGCGGGCUCGGGCCGACGAGGAAGAGGAGGAAGAGGAGGAUGAGGAGGAGGAAGAGGAUGAGGAGGAGGAAGAGGAAGAGGAAGAAGAGGAGGAGGAUGAAGCAGCCGCUUCCUUCGAUCUGCCGCGCGAGGUGCCGGGCUCGGGCAGGGCGGCCGCCGGGAGCCUGCGGAGACUCAAGUCCUGGCUCCUCUCCGAAAGCUCCUCCCCGCCGCCCUCCCCCCCGCCCGCCGCCCCCCACCCCCCCACGCCCGCCCCCCGCCGCCGCCUGCCCCCCAUGGGUGCCCUGGCCCUACCCCGAGGGGUGGGCGAGGGGGACCCCUGGCUCCCCGAAACCCCCGCCCUCCUCCUUUUGGGGCGUUUGGCGGCCGCCGACGAACCCAGCCGCGCUCUGGCCACCGCCCCCGUCGUUUCGGGGCUCCUCCGUUACCUCACGGGGGUCCCCGCCCCGGCCCCCCGCGCCGCUCGGGUGCUGCAACGCCUGACGGGGCACCCCGCUUUUUUGGGGGCGCUGGUUCGGGCUUACGUCCCCUCCCUGCUUCGUUCCUGGCUGAUCCUCGGCAUCCCCCCGGGCCGGGCCGAGGAGCUUUCGCAAAUCGGGGGGCCCAAACGUCCCCCCGCGCCCCCGCACCCCCGCCAGGCACGCCUCAAGGAGCUGGGCGAGGGGCUCCUGCGCGUCCUGGGGGCGGGGGCGGCCGCCCCCUUCGGCGUGGGGCUGCUGACCCACAUGCUGCGCUGCGGGGCCCCCCCGGCCCGCCUGGCCUGCGCCACCGCCCUGCCCCUGCUCGCCAGGCCGGCGUCCCCGGCGCGGGGGCUGCUGUGGGGCGGGGGAGCGGUGGCCCUGCUGCUCUCGGCGGUGGCCCGGGGUCCCGCGUCCCCCUACGAGCCACCCCCGGCCUUCGCCCUCUACGCCGCCGACGCCAUCGGCCUCCUGCGGGGACACGGCGGGGACGUGCCGGGACACGACGGCGACCAGGACCUGCAGGCGCGCGAGGACGCCGAGGACCCGUGGGGACGGGCGGAGGGACGCGGUGACGGCGGUGACGUCCUCGUGGAGAACGGCGACGCGCGGAGACCCCCGGACCGACGCGCGGGUGACGUCGGGGACCCCCGGGGACACCCCCAUGGACUCGGGGACGCCGAUGACGCGCGUUCCCCGUCCCCUGCGGCCCCCCACCCCACCGGGCCCCGCGCGGCCCCGCGGGCCACCAAACGUCCCCGAGCGUCCUCCUGGCCACGGUUGUCCCCAACCCCGCCCUGUUCCCAGGGGGCCCCGGGACCCCCCAAACGUCCCCUGAUGUCCUCGGACCUCCACGACUCGUGUCCCCGGGUGUCACCGGUGUCCUCCAACCCCUGUCCCCAACUGUCCUCAUGUCCCCAGGUGUCCCCAAACCUCUCCAACCCAUCUCCCCGACCAUCUCCAUGUCCUCAAGUGUCCCCAAACCUCUCCAACCCAUCUCCCCAACCAUCUCCACAUCCCCAGGUGUCCCCAGACUUCUCCAACCCAUCUCCUCGACCAUCCCCAUCACCCCAACCAUCCCUAGUGUCCUCCAACCCAGGUCCCCAGGUGUCCCCAAACCUCUCCAACCCAUCUCCUCGACCAUCCCCAUCACCCCAACCAUCCCUAGUGUCCUCCAACCCAGGUCCCCAGGUGUCCCCAAACCUCUCCAACCCAUCUCCCCAACCAUCUCCACGUCCCCAGGUGUCCCCAAACCUCUCCAACCCAUCUCCCCAACCAUCCCCAUCACCCCAACCAUCCCUAGUGUCCUCCAACCCAGGUCCCCAGGUGUCCCCAGACUUCUCCAACCCAUCUCCCCAACCAUCCCCAUCACCCCAACCAUCCCUAGUGUCCUCCAACCCAGGUCCCCAGGUGUCCCCAGACUUCUCCAACCCAUCUCCCCAACCAUCCUCAUCACCCCAACCAUCCCCAGCGUCCUCCAACCCAGGUCCCCAGGUGUCCCCAGACUUCUCCAACCCAUCUCCCCAACCAUCCUCAUCACCCCAACCAUCCCCAGCGUCCUCCAACCCAUCUCCCCAACCAUCUCCACGUCCCCAGGUGUCCCCAAACCUCUCCAACCCAUCUCCUCAACCAUCUCCACGUCCCCAACCAUCCCCAGCGUCCUCCAACCCAGGUCCCCAGGUGUCCCCAAACUUCUCCAACCCAUCUCCCCAACCAUCUCCACGUCCCCAGGUGUCCCCAAACCUCUCCAACCCAUCUCCUCGACCAUCCCCAUGUCCCCAACCCUCCCUAGUGUCCUCCAACCCAGGUCUCCAGGUGUCCCCAAACUUCUCCAACCCAUCUCCUCGACCAUCCCCGUGUCCCCAGGUGUCCCCGCGCCCCUCCGGCCCCCGUCCCCCGCCGUGUCCCUACUCCCGGACCCCCCAUGACCUCCUCCUGCUCCCCGACGGCGCCCGUCCCGGCGUGCCGGCGUCUCGCUCGGCGUUGACCCGGGGUUCCCCAGUCUUGGGCGCCAUGUUGGGGGGAGCCUUCGCCGAGGCGCGCCAAACAGCCGUCGCUCUGGGCCGCGCCCCCCGCCGUCCCCUCCUCCUCCUCCUCCAUUUUGUCCACGGGUGUCGAGGUCGCCCCGAGGACGGGUGUCCUCUCCUGUCCCGCCCCGUGUCCCCCGCCGCCGCCGGCGCCGCCAUCGCUUUGGCCCGCCGGUAUCUGGUGGAGGGUUUCGACGACGCGGUGGCCGACGCGGUCGCGGCGUCGCCCGGCGCGCUCUGGGCCUUGGCCGAGCGGUGGGGUUGCGCCCCGUUGGCCGUUCGGGCAGCGCGGGUCAUUUUGGGGGGACGUCCUGAUAAGGUGGCCCCUCGUUUGGUUCGGGUGGCCGCGUUAACGAGAUGUCCACCUCGUUUGGCUCGUGCCUUGAUGGCCGCCGUGGCGCCCCGGGGGGUCCGGCCCCACCUCGAUAUGGGGGAGCCGUGGGGUGGGGGUGACCCGUUGUUGACACCCCAUGGGGACCUCCGGGACAUCCUUGGGGACCUCGGGGAUGGCCAGGAGGACCUGGAGGACCUCCAGGAUGUCCAGGAGGACCUCGGGGAUGUUCAGGAGGACCUUGGGGAUGUUCAGGAGGACCUCAGGGAUGUUCAGGAGAACCUUGAGGACCUCCAGGAUGUUCAGGAGGACCUCGAGCACCUGGAGGACCUCCAGGAUGUCCAGGAGGACCUUGGGGAUGUUCAGGAGGACCUCGGGCACCUGGAGGACCUUGGGGAUGUCCAGGAGGACCUCGGGGAUGUUCAGGAGGACCUGGAGGACCUCCAGGAUGUCCAGGAGGACCUCGGGGAUGUUCAGGAGGACCUCAGGCACCUGGAGGACCUCCAGGAUGUUCAGGAGGACCUCGGGGAUGUUCAGGAGGACCUUGAGGACCUCCAAGAUGUCCAGGAGGACCUUGGGGAUGUCCAGGAGGACCUUGGGGAUGUUCAGGAGGACCUCAGGCACCUGGAGGACCUCCAGGAUGUCCAGGAGGACCUCGGGGAUGUUCAGGAGGACCUUGGGGAUGUUCAGGAGGACCUCAGGCACCUGGAGGACCUCCAGGAUGUUCAGGAGGACCUCGGGGAUGUUCAGGAGGACCUUGAGGACCUCCAGGAUGUCCAGGAGGACCUCAGGGAGCUGGAGGAUGACUUUGGAGACCCCUUAGGGGAAGGUGAUGUGGAGGUGGAGGUCAAGGGACCUCUCUGAGACCUUGGGGACCACCACGUAGGCGUUGGGGACCCCUUUAGGUGAAGACGCGGAGGUCGGGGACCUCUCUAGGGCCUCAGGGACCACCGCGUGGGUGGUGGGGACCCCCCCUUAGGUGAAGACGCGGAGGUCGGGGACCUCUCUAAAGGCCUCGGGGGUCCCUUGGACAGAGACGAUGUGGACGUGGAGGUCAGAGAACUUCUCCAAGACCUCGAGGGGGCCUUCGGUGGGGUCUCGGGGACCCCUUGGAAGAAAAUCAGGAGGAUUUUGGAGGUCAGGGGACCUUCUCCAAGAUCUCGGGGACGCCCCGGAGGACCCCGUUUACGGCCGUGGGCGAGGGGAGAGGUGGGGAGAAGGAUUUCGGGGACCAUCUCGAGGAGAUGGGGGACCACCC
Grus americana (Whooping crane) is the source of this 5125-nucleotide messenger RNA. RefSeq names its product armadillo repeat containing 5 (gene ARMC5). Gene Ontology annotation, cellular component: cytosol. Gene Ontology annotation, molecular function: protein binding. The coding region runs from base 4 to 4731 and encodes 1575 amino acids. Gene Ontology annotation, biological process: anatomical structure morphogenesis. NCBI's taxonomy places the organism in Eukaryota, Metazoa, Chordata, Aves, Gruiformes, Gruidae. The record is from RefSeq and is a predicted model, not a curated record. The transcript has 9 exons.